UUCAGCGCGCUAUAAAAGAGGGGGUUGAAAUCAUUUUCUCUCGUACUCGUCACUGACUGCUAGCCGCUAACACACGGAGACAGAAAGAAAGAUGUCUUCUGGCUUCAAGGUUCCGCUGCACUUCGCUCUGCUAUGGACGGCGAUUCUCCAGGGACAAGGCAGAUACAUAGAGAACAACGACAUGAGCGAUAACCCGCUUGGGCUUCUAAAUUCGGAGAUGAAGCGAUCACUUUCUCAAGGAUACGUUUACAGUCGAAGUCUCAAAUGUGUUGACAUGUUGAGUGUAGAUGGUCAGUUCUCAUUCAGGGCAGAUAGACCACAGCUCAACUGUGCCACCUUCUUCAUUGGCAAUCCUGAUGAAGUUAUCUCCUUGGAGUACAAUAAUGUCAACAUAGAUUGUCAAGGUGGAGAUUUCCUUAAGGUCUUUGAUGGCUGGAUAAUGAAGGGAGAAAUGUUUCCGAGCAUAAUGGACCACGCUCUCCCCAUGUCAGAGCGCUAUGUUGAUUUUUGUUCUGGCAGCAACUUCAAGACAACUAUUAGGUCUUCUCAAAAUGCAGCAAUGAUCCUCUUUAGAAUUCACAGGCCUGGAAAUGGGUUUUCUUUUACGAUAAAGAAAUUAAUCAAUCCCUUCCCUUGCAAUGUCAUUUCCCAGACACCUGAUGGAAGAUUCACAAUGGUUAUUCCUCAUCAGAAGAGAAACUGCAGCUUUUCAAUCAUUUACCCAACAGUAGUCAAGAUCCUCGAAAUGACUCUCGGAGACUUUAAUGAUCUACAGACUCCUGUCAGAAGCUGUGGUGGAACAACUGAUUUUGUGCAGCUUUUGGGAGGAAAUACAUUAGACACCAGCAGGAUGUACCCAGUGGCUGAAAUUUGCUAUUCAUUCAGUGGAUCAGAGCAACAUGCAAAAUGCUGGAGGAACUCAGCAGGUCUGGCAGCACCUACAGAGAGGAAUAACCAGCCAACAUUUUGGACUGAGACUCUUCAUCAGGACUGGAAAGGAAGCGGGAAGAAACCAGAACAAGAAGUACAAAUGAAGGUCGGCUGUGACCACACCGUGGUACGUAUUGUGUCCAGCGGCCAGCAUACAAACCGCCUGACAUUUGAGUACAAGCAGCUGGGGCAGCAGGAUUUGGAGAAGCAGAGUGAAAAUGGUAUUGAGGAUUUCUGCUCACCUGCCACCAUGCAGACUCCACCUACUCUCUGAUUAAAGGAUCAAAACUGCAGCUCAUCUGUCAAAAUCACAUGAUGGGAUUUGUAGGCGACGUCUGCUCCCACUUUAAUUAAUUUAUUAUAACCUUGCCAGGUAGCUUCUACUUUAUCUUUCUGAUUAAUUGAUGGAAUUUGUGAAUUGUGAAGCAAAAGUCCAGCUGGAUCGGCAGCCACAAGUUCAAUAGGCAGAGAAAAUAGUUUGUUGCUUGCCAAGACAUUAUUUAAUUAAAAAGAAAUGCAUAUUAUUGUCAAAUUGAUUCUGUCAUGCCAGACUAUCAGCACUGUGAGGUAUUUAAACACUGUGCAAAUAAAGAUAAUGAACAGCAAUGUCUUCUUUCCCUUUU
This is a messenger RNA of Hypanus sabinus (Atlantic stingray), 1553 nucleotides long. RefSeq names its product corticotropin releasing hormone binding protein (gene crhbp). NCBI's taxonomy places the organism in Eukaryota, Metazoa, Chordata, Chondrichthyes, Myliobatiformes, Dasyatidae. The coding region runs from base 92 to 1204 and encodes 370 amino acids. The transcript has 8 exons. Gene Ontology annotation, biological process: negative regulation of corticotropin secretion; hormone-mediated signaling pathway; negative regulation of corticotropin-releasing hormone receptor activity. Gene Ontology annotation, molecular function: corticotropin-releasing hormone binding. The record is from RefSeq and is a predicted model, not a curated record.